GAGAGAGUGAGUGUGUGUGGACUGUGUAGAGAGGGCAGUCUAAUUCCAUAGCUUCUUCUCAGUUUCCUUUUCACUCAAUCACAGAUAAAAUGAGCCUAAAGCUAAUUAUCCUACCAGAUGACAUGAGAAACACUUAAAUAUAUACUUAUAUUACCCAAUUAUCAGUUGCCUCUCUCUCUCUCUCUCUGAUGUGUGUGUGUGUGUUGGAGUAGAAGGGUGUAUCAUUCAGCUAAUCUGGAUCGAAGUGAUCUCCCCAAAAUGACGUUGGUUCAAGCAGCUGUUGUUGGCAGUGUGAUUUUGAUGAACAGAAGGCAGAGCACCGAGCUUUCUCCACGACGGUUGAGGAACUUACGGAACGAAUGGCAGCUACGAACACCGAUUUUGCUUAGCCUCACUUCCCAAAUAAUCCUUCUCAUUCUCGGAAACCGCCGGAAGUACAUCGCCAAAACUUGGGUCCGAGCCAUUGUUUGGUUUUUCUACUUGCUUGCAGACUCUGUAGCCAUAUUGGCCAUUGGCGUCCUCUCCAACACUAUUGGCGAAGUCUACUGGGCGGGUAAUUGGAAGUCUCAUCCUCUGGAUUACGAGUUAAAGGCAUUUUGUGCUCCGUUUUUGCUGUUGCACAUGGGUGGGAUGGACACCAUCACCGCCUACUCGUUGGAAGACAAUGAGCUAUGGUUGAGGCAUUCUUUCGGGGUCAUUACCCAAGCAGUAACGACUGCGUACAUCUCGCUCAUGUCAUGGUCAACUUCGUCUUGCCUUUCGCCACUAUCUAUAGCGGUCUUCUUCGUUGGCCUGAUCAAGUACUGCGAACGAGUUUGGGCUCUCUUCUCGGCAAGUGAGAAAAGGUUUAGGGACUCAAUUCCUCAUAUCCCGACCAGUGAGUCCAGGAUAAUGGAGGAAUGCAAGUUGAAGCAGUUGGAGGGGUACUAUGUCAGUGAGCAUCAAGUGCUUGAGGCUGAGGUCCCGGUGGUCGAUGAAUCAGUUUCUGAAUCUGACGAUGCGCGUGAAAUACUUUUGGCCCAUAGCUUCUUUGAGAUGGUCAAGCGUCUCUUCGCUGACCUUAUACUUGGCUUCCAAGAUCGGAAUGCAAGCAAGGCAAUCUUUGAAAACAAGGACAUGGAUACUGAUAAGGCUUUAAAGGUAGUCGAGAUUGAACUCGGAUUGAUAUACGAUGUUAGGUACACCAAAGCAACAGUUGUCUAUUCUUCCUGGGGGGUCACUCAACGAAUCAUUGGAAGUUUUCUGAUCCUCUUUGUAUUGGUUAUGGUAUCACUGGACGACGCACUGGUGGGAAAAAAAUGCCCCAAGAUUGACCUAACCAUAACUCUAGUGUUGUUGGUAGUUGCCUUGCUUCUGAACUUAAGUGCAUUUGGGGAACUGUUGCUCUCCGACCAAACUGCUCAUUGGUUGAUUAAGCGUAAGAAAAGCAAAAUGUUAAGAACUAUCAAUCGUAUCCGUACCAUGAUACCAACAAACUGGGGUCGAAAACGGAAGAGGUGGUCAGAAACCGUGGAACAGUUCAGUCUGCUAAGCUUCUGCUUUGCCAUAAGAAAGCAACCCUUGUUUUGCCUCAAAAUCCUAAAGCUGUUACGCGUUGAGGAAGUUGCCGAAAUUUUUUGGUACAAGAGCAUUACUCCUCCAGACCCACUUUAUCAUGAUGAUCUACCAGAUAAUUUACCGAAAUGUCUCUUUGAAAAGGUCAAGGAAGAUAGGUCUUGGGCAGAAAAGAAUGGCAACGGCACAGAUGAUCUGAAGUUCUUGUAUGGCGGCCAGGGAGUCCUAGCACUCGAAAGGUGCAACUGUAGUGGUCUUGAGUGGAGCGUGAAGAUUGAGUUCGAGCAGAGCGUUCUUGUUUGGCACCUUGCUACAGAAAUAUGUUACCGACUCGAUUACAGGUCAGAACCCGAUCCAGAUGAUUUGCUGGCGAACUUGCACGACAGAGGCAAGUGCAUCUCGCGAUAUAUGCUCUACCUCCUAGUUCGGCAUCCCAAUAUGUUACCAGUUGGAAUGGGGCAAAUCAAGUUCAGAGACCUAUAUUCCGACCUUGCAGACUUCAUAGAAACGUAUGUAUCCAAGUCGCUUAAAGUCAUGACCGAAAAAGAAGCUUCGGAGAGGUUGCUGGACAUGAUGAAGGAUGAGAACAUGCUUGUUGGAGGAGGGGACAAGAGUAAUUAUGUGAUAUUUCACGGGUGUAAGCUCGCAUCGCAACUCAGAAAGUACGAGGAUCCAGAACAAAAAUGGACCAUUAUCAUACAUGUUUGGGUUGAAAUAUUGUGUCAUGCUGCAAGCCAAUGUAAAGGACGACAACAUGCUCAACAGUUGAGACGAGGAGGAGAGUAUCUCACUCAUCUCUGGCUUCUCAUGGCACAUUUUGGCUUAAAUGAUCACUUCCACAUACAUCGUAAUCGUCCAAUAGCUGAGGCCGCUCUAAGGUAAACAAAAUUUAGGGCGUGUAUGAAUUAUGAUUAAUCAAAAAAAAUCAUCAGAGGAUUAGAUAUUUGAACAGAUCUCAUAUCCGGUGUGUUUGUUGUAACACUUUUAUGGUUCGAAUAAAAUAUUUCUCAGGUUUGAUGUACCCAAAAUGGAAUAUGUA
Messenger RNA from Rhododendron vialii, 2593 nucleotides. RefSeq lists its product as uncharacterized. The transcript has 2 exons. The record is from RefSeq and is a predicted model, not a curated record. NCBI's taxonomy places the organism in Eukaryota, Viridiplantae, Streptophyta, Magnoliopsida, Ericales, Ericaceae. Bases 259 to 2436 code for a protein of 725 amino acids.